Messenger RNA from Podarcis lilfordi (Lilford's wall lizard), 35444 nucleotides. Lineage: Eukaryota; Metazoa; Chordata; Lepidosauria; Squamata; Lacertidae. The record is from the annotation of a GenBank genome assembly.
UAGAGAAGACUGGAAAAUGUUUAUUGAAUAUGGGGGGGGGGAUUGUGUAGACUUGAAAACGCUGGCAGCAUUAAGAUAAAUUCAACAGUGUAAAUAAGUUUUGAUGGACGUAAUACAGUGGUACUUCGGGUUAAGUACUUGGAGGUUCGUUCCGGAGGUCCGUUCUUAACCUGAAACUGUUCUUAACCUGAAGCACCACUUUAGCUAAUGGGGCCUCCUGCUGCUUCCGCACCGCCGGAGCACGAUUUCUGUUCUCAUCCUGAAGCAAAGUUCUUAACCCGAGGUACUAUUUCUGGGUUAGCGAAGUCUGUAACCUGAAGCGUAUGUAACCCGAGGUACCACUGUAAUGGAAUACUGAAUGGUUUAGUUUAUGUAAAAUAUGCAGGGAUUUAUGAUAUGUAAAAUGAACUAUGGAAAGAGAAGUCAUUGAUAUUUUGAUGUUUAAAUGAGUAUUCUAUAUUGUAAAACAAAAAACAUUAAUAAAAAUUAUAUAUAAAAAAUAAAAUAAAAUGGUGGCUUUUAAUGACAGGAUCAAGUCCUAGGAGUUUAAAAGCUGCAUUAGAAGAGAAUUCCUCUGAGCACAUGCAGAGUCUAUUUCCCCAUGCUACACUUAACAACUACAGCCAGCUUCCACCCAUCUAGAAUUAGAGAGUAAUAUAUAAUAAGGUGCUAGUUCUGCAUUUUAUAUGCCACAAGAAAACUCCUGUGUAACAGCUAGAGUUUCAGACUAGGCCCAGGAGAAAGCAAAAUCCAUAUCUCCAUACCCAGCCAUAAAAUCAUUGGGGGAUAUUUGAACUGAACACUUCUCUUUAACCUAGCCUACCUCACAGGGUUGUUGUGCUGAUGACUGGUAGGGGAGGGGGGAAACCAUGUACACCAUCUUGAAAGGUCAGAAAUGUAAUAAGUAAAUAGCUCUUAGUGUAGUGCAGGAGAUGAAAGAAUGAAAUCAAUGAAGGAUCCUGUGGACUCAAAAUACAGAUACACAGGGGAGGCUACCCACUGCUUCUCUAAAUCAUUCCCUGCUCUGGCCUUGGUUCUUUCAUACAUUUAAAAUGGUGUCGUAGUGCUUUAAAUGUAUGCUGUCAAUACACACGCACACAAACACACACACACACACAUGUGCCCGAAGCAGCUCACACUGCACCGCACAAAGGACAACCACAAUUCAGAAACCAUGUUAGGAACCAUUACAAAUAACCCAUAAUGUCAGUCUUUAAAUAUAUCAUUAAAAAAUCAACCUGUGCAAGCAACUUUGUACAAAUCAAUAGACUGUUUUAACAGCUUGAAACUAAACAGAUGCGAGGAUCAAGCUUAGCGCAGAAAUAAAACAGCAGUAUAUAAGGCCAAAAGGGGGGGGGGAUCUCCGUUUCAAAAAACCAGUCCGCAUAGAUUCACCACAGUUAACUUACAUCCCUUGAAUGUGAGCCUUCCCUCCCGACUCUCUCACCUGCUAAGUCCCUUCCCCAUCGCUCACCUGGGGAGGUAAAGAUUGUCACUCCUCCUACACUCACGGUCUUGAUCCAACUCGCAAACUGAAACAGUGAGUCCACAUGAGAACGCAGUGCAACAGGUAUGGUUCCUAAGCAGAGUGCAAAUGUAGAUGAGAUACAUAGAGUGGUCAUUUUCUUAGCUGUGAUGGCACUGCGGCUGCCUCCCCGCACCAGCACAAACUCAGCCACUGUGUGUACCCCACAGAUAACCCUGGCUUAUCAACCUCUGGCCGCUCCCACCUUAGGAUGCUGUGAUGCUAAUCAUGGAAUCCAUCCAGCCGUGAUGCUGAAUCUAUUCAUCUGUGAUGCUGAGCACACAGAAUGCACUCAGUUUCUUAAGGCGGCCUGACACAUGUGCCUCGCCCCUUUGUUUGUGGCUGGUUAUAUGAGAGAGUGCCCUGAUCUAUUAAGCAAGCUCUAAAAUGGGACUGGUUGCCAGUGUCCUUGAGUGUCUGAAGUGAUGACUGACAGCCGCACGGUCACACCCACUUCUCCCCAGAUGACAUAAAAUGAAUGAACUUCCCCCAGCAGUUGGGACUGUAACUUCGCACCUCCCAGCUCACACACAGCUCCUCUUUCCCCUUCACCAAACAAGCAGGCAAAUGACAAACUGAUUGCGAGGACUAUGAUGGCGAGGAACACCGACAUGCGCUGGCGUCUGCCGCUGGUUUGCCUCCUCUGGGAGCUUGCCAUGAUCAUCCUUUUUGGCGUCUUCGUGCGCUUCAAUGCAGAAUCCGAUAUAGCCGGCUGGGAGAAGGCGAAGCAGGAGAAGAACAUCACGAGCGACGCCGAGAAUGACUUCUACUUCAGAUACCCGUGUAAGUAAUGUUGACAUUUGGCCAUUAACGUUACGGGGGCCUUUCCAGAUUGUCGGGAUUUUUGAAGGAGGGGUUCUUACUGCAUACCAGGAAAUUUAGGUUUGGGUGACUGAUGAGGAUCAAAGCAUUCUGUCACUCUGGUGCAACAAAGGCACUUUUUAAAGAAAAGAAACAGACUGUUUGCAGUUAGGAAAGUGACGGGAGAGUUGACGGUGUUCGAAAGUGAGGGGUGCACGAAUGGUUUAGCAGAAAGCUGCAUAAAACCCCUGCAAGAAAAUCAGGAUGAAUGCUCAUUGUUGUAUAAAAUUCCUGCAAACAAAUCAAAAUCAAUGCUCAAGAAACACCAGGUAUAAACUAGCCUCUGUAUAAGCUUUACGCAAGGGAAUCAGGAUAGCUGCUCAGUAAACAGGUGAUCCAGAGGAGCCCAGUGGUUCUUUAUUUCUCCCAUUGGACCCCAUCCAUGGGGCACCAUUUAUAUGUAGACCUUGGGACCCCAACCACUGCACACUGGGUGUUUGCAAGCACCCAAAGGAAAGGGGUUAAUCAGGAAUCAUGAUCCUGCAUUGGUGAGGCAAGUUAUCACAGAGGAAUGAUUUCAGUCCCAGAUCAGUUUAAUUUCAGUGUUCUGGUCAUAUACAGCCAGCCCUACCAUUGGACAAAGUGCCGUGGCUGUUUCAGGCAGCUGAUCUUAGAUGCUGUGAAAGGGCAACAAUGAUCAAGUAUCUAUUUUUUAUUCUAUUUUGAGGCAGGGAUUUUUCUCAGGUGCCAAAAUACUGCAUACCGUGACUUGGGGAGAGGUUUUCUGUUUUCUGUUCUGCUUCAGGCCAAAAAGAAUUUUGGGCCAGUCCUAGCUUUAGACAAGACUAGUUUCCUCCUCACUUAGGGGAAGGGGUGGGCAGUGUGCUCAGGCAUUCUGAUACAGAAAUAAACUAUUUCUAGCAGCAAAAACGUAACUUUAAUGCAGUUUUGCACAAAGGAGUCUUGAUAUAGUUAAAUGCAGAGAGCAAAGCCUUUUCUGCAGGUGUGAGGAACCUUUAGUUCUCUCCCUCAGAUGUUGCUGAACUGCAGCUCCCAUCAUCCUUGUUCAUUGGCCAUGCUUGCUGGGACUGAUGGGAGAUGUAGUUCAGCAACAUCUGGAGGGCUAAAGGUUCACAGAAUUGUAGAGUUGGAAGGGGCCACGUGGGGCAUCUAGUCCAACCCCCUGCAAUGUAGGACUCUUUUUGCCUAACGUGGGGCUCGAACCAACAACCUUGAAAUUAAGAGCCUCAUGCUUUACAGACUGAGCUACCUUCACACCUGAUUUACGGAAGCAUUCUGAACCAGUGACCAUCCUUGAGCUUAUUCGGUUGAACAAUUGGUAUGGUUAGGUUAGAUAGAACUGUGGACUUGGUGUUCUUAUGGGAUAGUGCUCUUUGGAUGGGAGACCAUGGUAAGCCCACCCAACUGACUUUUGAGGGUCCUUCUGCUCCUUCUGCUGAAGUGGGGGCUAGACUCCUGCCCUACAGGCAUCACUGCAGCUAAGUGUGCAUAUUGGAGGGCAAGGGCAGCUUGAGAAAGGAAUAGAUGACCCUGCUUAGGGAAGAGAUGUUGAACUAGGACCAAACCUGAGAGACCAGGAUUCAAAGCCUAACUUUGCCAGGAAGCUCACCUUGCCUCUCAGCUUAACUUACUUAACAGGGUUGUUGUGUGGAUUCAGUGAGGAAGGGGAAAACCAUGUACCCCACCUUGUGAGCUCCUGGGAGAAAAAAGUGGGAUAUCAUCAUCAUCAUCAGUGCUUUUUUUUUUCCUUAAAAAAUGUUUAGGGGUACUCUCCUUUUCCUACUUAUAUUGAAAUACUGUCUCUCAAUGAGGACAAAGUUAGAUUCACAAAAUGUUUAGGGGUUUGUGUACCCCUGCGUACCCCCAGAAAAAAGCACUGAUGAUGAUGAUGAUGAUGAUGAAAAUUUAUUAUUUAUACCCUGAUCAUGUGGUAGGGUUUCCCCAGUCACUCUGGGAGGCUCCCAACAGAGUAUUAAAAACACGAUAAAACAUCAAACAUUAAAAACUUCCCUAAACAGGGCUGCCUUCAGAUGUCUUCUAAAAGUCAGAUAGUUGUUUAUUUCCUUGACAUCUGGUGGAAGGGCGGUCCACAGGGUGGGCACCACUACUGAGAAGGCCCUCUGCCUGGUUCCCUGUAACCUCACUUCUUGCAAUGAGGGAACCAUCAGAAGGCCCUCGGAGCUGGACCUCAGUGUCCAGGCUGAACGAUGGGGGUGGAGACGCUCCCUCAGAUAUAAAUGCAACCAACUAACUAAAUAAAACCAAGUUAAGAGGAUGAGGUCACAUCCACACUACAUUUAAAGCACAUUUAUAGCACUUCAACAGUCAUGGCUGCCCCCUGAGAAUCCUGGGAACUGUGGUUUGCUUACCAUUUCCCAGCCCCCUUUAAAAAUUCAGUUAUUAUUCUUUGGGGGAAGUCAUGGGCUUUCAGUGUUGAGUGUGGAUGGAGCCUGAGCCAAGUAAGAACCUCUAUGGACAACAGUGAAGAACCUCAAGCCUGAGGACCAAAUGUGGACCUCUAGGCCUCUAUUUAUGGCCCUCAAAACUCUCCUCAUUCAGACCCCUCACUGAUUGUACCAUUCACUGGCUUUACCAUUAUGUCUAAAUGGGAAUCCUAUGAGGAAUGUUGGGCUGAGGUGGUAGUUUCUGUCCAAAGGUUAUGCAAUGACCUUUCAUGGCAAAACACGCUUCCUUCUCAGUUCAAGUGAAUACUCUGUUCAGGACACCACACUGGGCCUCCACAAGUUCUUCUGCUUAAACAAUCCUAGUGGCAACUGUAAUAAUAAUAGUAGUAGUAGUAGUAGUAGUAGUAAUCUGGGCAGCUUCCAACGGAAUAUUAAAACAUGAUAAAAUGUCAAACAUUAAAAACCUCCCUGGCAAAGGGGUUUUGGGAUGCUGAUUUUUCUCUCUCCCUUGUGCCGUCAUCUAGUAGCAAUGCCCAUCGGUAUUCUACAUAGGACAGAUGUGCCAGUCUCUAUGUAGAAGAAUAAGCGGGCACAAAUCUCGACAUUCCUCCCCAUCCCCCCAGCCAAAAUGUGAAAACAGCUAACAAGCUGAAACAAAGGAAAAAAUGUUACAUUUAUGUAAUGAGAUUGCACUAUUCAUGAACCAGUGGGAGAAUCUUUCAAACUCCCAGGACACUCUGUAACUGACCUCAAGGUUGCCAUUCAGAAAUAAAAGGAUCACAAAGCAAGAAUACAAUAGGGGUGUUCAUAUUCAAUGGGUUGCAAUCCCUCUGCCUGGGUACACAGACCCUGAGCUGUACUCAUGCGCAGUUAUUCACAUGUAAUAUUCACAAAGUAUAUGGUCUGAGUACCUGUGUACACAAGCUGUGCAAAUCAAUAAAUGUACACUCUUUCUCACAAACACUUGCACAUGUGUAGAACCAGCAUGUAUCUGUGUUCAGUGCGAAUACUGUUUCAAUGUGAAACAACAGAAUUACAAAAAUUCCUUCCAGUACACGAAAGCUCAUGCCAAUAACAAACUUAGUUGGUCUCUAAGGUGCUACUGGAAGGAUUUUUUUUAUUUUGUUUCGACUACAGCAGACCAACAUAGCUACCUACCUAUAAACAGAAUUACAACUCAUUGAGGUAAAGGUUUUUAAAAACCACCCUAUGUAUACUAACUUUGCAUUGUUAUUUGUAUUUAAAAAUUGUAUCCCACGGUUCAUAAAAAAAAAUAGCAGAGUGGGUUACAACAAUUAUGCAUAAAAUCAUACGAUAGAACCAUAUAAAAAUGUUAAAAUCAGAAAUCAGCUAACUGUUAAGGAAAGAUGCGUUCUUGAUUGUCUUUGUAAGCCUAAUUAGUUGACCAAUGCCAGGAUAUCUGUUGUUAUCAAUGGUUAUCUGUAUUGGUUCCUGCCACAAUACAGGUGUUGAUACAAUCAUCUUAGCAAUGCUGAGUAUGUGAUCACCAAUCUGCUACACUGAAGGGUGUGCCUUUUCAACAUAGAUUUGUGCUUUAGUUACAACUGAUUUGUUGAAGUGGGGUUGUAUCUCAUUGUCGCCCAACUCCCAGUUUUCUCCCUGCCAACUAAGAUUUCACUUUGCACAUCUUACAAAGUGGCCUUGAGUCCACGAAAGCUUAUGCGAUAAUAAAUUGGUUCAUCUUUUAAGGUGCCCCAGGUCUUUGUUGUCUAUUGCUGCAAAAGACUAACAACCCACUUCGAGAGAGCUAAAACAGUAGCAGCCUAAGGCAGAAAUCUUCCAACAGCCACUUAUUAAGUAAGUUUCACACAAAUUGGAAAAUGGACAAGCUAGGAGUUUGGAGUGGGAUCCAGAUCUCUGCUUCAGCAGCAGCCAAAUGUGUGAAUUGGUUUAAUGUGCAAUCGACACAUCCAUGCCAUAAAUUUAAAGCAUGUGACUCUCCCCAAAGAAUCCUGGGAACUGUAGUUCCCUGGAAACUGUAGACUAUAGCUCUGUGUGGGGGUAAACUACAGUUCCCAAGAUUCUUUGGGGGGCAGCCUUGGGCUUUAAAUUUGUGAUCUGUAUUGAUUACACUCUAAUGGAGAAUUCAGGAACAUCUGCAUUUCUAAUUUAUAUUGGUUUUGUAUCAGCUUAGCAGGCAUGGCUCUAAAAAAAUAAAAAUAAAUCCUGUGAACUGUAGCUUGGUGGGGAUGCUGAGAAUUCUCUUAUAAAUCUGUAUGCAACUCACAUAGGACCACAGCUCUUAGAAAUCCAUGUGGGGAGAGAAUGAUGGUUUCACCAGUUUAAGCACUAAGAGGAAAGACCAGGGUGGUUUUUCAGAUGUUGAUGAACUACAACUCCCAUCAUUACCUGGCCAUUGGUCACGCUGGCCAAGGAUGCUGGGAGUUGAAGUCCAACAACAUCUGAAAGGCCACAGGUUUCCUAUUCAUGUACUACAGUCUGGGUGCCUUAACACUGCCAUAUGUAAUGGGUAAGGGGCUGGGUGGGGUGGAAAUCCACAACAGUGCAAUACUUGUGCAAAGAAAAAUUUCAACAAGUGAUCAACAAAUGAGUAAGCUUCUGAGUUCCACAGAACUCUGAAUCUCUUACCAGAGAGUAAAUCAAUGGGUCUUGCUUUGACAUGGGUAGGAUUGCACUGUCAAGCUCACUGAGUUCAAGGGGCUUCCCUUCAGGUAAAUGCACAUGGAAAUGAAUACUGAAUUUGAUCAGACUGGGGUCAGCAAAACAAGAUUUCCAUUUGAACCAAAGGCUAUGGGGGAAAGGAAAUGUCAAGCCUAAAUGUCAGCAAGUCUUUGUUUCUUUUGCCAAUGCCAAAAGGAAUACCCUGGUCCCUUGGGAGAAUAGGGAAGAAAAGAGCAGAGAAAAACUGGCCACCAUUAGCAAGCCUCAAGAUAAAUCUUAGGCAGUGCAGCUAUUCUCCACAUGUGUUGAACAACUCCAUUAUCGGAGAAACUGUCCAUUUAAGUUUCUCAAUUUUUUCAAAUCUUAAACUCAAGUUAUCUACAUUUCCAUAGCAGUUUGCAAUUAUUAAGAAAAGCUAAUGAAAAUCUGUCAACGUUCUAGCACUAAUUUCUCCUAAUGAUAUGUUUUUGCAGGCAGUUUUGACUAACAUUUGCUCAUUUGGGCAAGCAGAAUGUGCAUGGUUGUUGGUUUUUUUUUACUAAUAUAUGCAUUUGUAUGCACACCUCCCUCUAAUAUAUGCAGCUUGGUUGGAGAAUUGCACUGCAGAAUUCUGAAAAGUGGACCUUACAAAGGAUAAAUGUCUUUUACAUUCAUGUAUCGGUUCGAGGAGGGACGCGGUGGCGCUGGGGGUUAAACCACAGAGCCUAUGAUUUGCUGAUCAGAAGGUCGGCAGUUCGAAUCCCCACGACGGGGUGAGCUCCCUUUGCUCGGUCCCUGCUCCUGCCAACCUAGCAGUUCGAAAGCACCGCUCCGGCGGGAAGGUAAACGGCAUUUCCGUGUGCUGCUCUGGUUCACCAGAAGUGGCAUAGUCAUGCUGACCACAUGACCUGGAAGCUGUCUGCAGACAAACGCCGGCUCCCUCGGCCAAUAAAGCGAGAUGAGCGCUGCAACCCCAGAGUCGGUCAUGACUGGACCUAAUGGUCAUGGGUCCCUUUACCUUUACCUUUAUCGGUUCAAGAGGUGUGAAUUGGGUAAAGGGACCCCUGACCAUUAGGUCCAAUCACAGAUGACUCUGGGGGUUGUGGCGCUCAUCUCGCUUUAUUGGCUGAGGGAGCCAGCAUACAGCUUCCGGGUCAUGUGGCCAGCAUGACUAAGUCGCUUCUGGCAAACUAGAGCAGUGCACGGAAACACUGUGCUACUUGCACUUUGUGCUUUCAAACUGCUAGGUUGGCAGGAGCAGGGACCAAGCAAUGGGAUCUCACCCCGUCGUGGGGAUUCGAACCGCCGACCUUCUGAUCGGCAAGCCCUAGGCUCUGUGGUUUAACCCACAGCGUCACCCGCAUCCCACCAUGAAUUGGGUAGUUUCAACUUAAAUUGCAAAGGAAAGCAAAUUCCUCUCCCAUCCCUCUUUGUAAUGUUUGGAGCGCUUUCCCCAUUCUGUGCCCAUCGCCCCUGAGCAGCCCAUCCUCUCUAUUCCUUCUCAUCUUACCUGUCUUGGUUCUUGUGCCUGGUUCUUCCCUGUAUACAACCAUGUGGGGAUGGAGGUUAAUGGGUGUAUCAGGAUGUGUGUUGUUUUGCCCGAUUUGGAUAGGUGCCAAACAGAGAGAUGGUGAAGCCUGACUCACUUCAAGCGGUAUAGGCUGGAGGAGAAAAGCAGUCACAGGAUUGGGGAGAAACUGUGCGCUGUUUCUCAGGUUUCAAGGAAAGAAUUACUACCACCCUUUCUCAAAUACAUGCAAACAUGCAUUAUAUGCAGUAGUUCAUGGCACCUCUUUUUUAUAGCACUGACUAGUAUUGUUGUUGGUCUUUGCAACCCUGUGGAUUCCACAGAAUAUGAAGGGACUGAAAAGGAGUCAUUAGAUCUUUUGGUUGGGCCAACUAGUUUGCUUUAAAGUCAACUGGGAUCCCUGGCUAAUUUGAAGGAGAUUGGCAAGGACAGUGGUGGGCAAUGUGGCGCCUUCGAGCUGUUGUGGACUGGAACUCCCAUCAUCCCUGAUCAUUCACCAUGCUGGCUGUGGCUGAUGGGAAUUAUAGUCCACACAACAUCUGUAGAGCAGCAUGUUAGCUUUUCCUGAGCCAGGAUUUCUGACUCUCAGUUGUUUAACAGUAGCAACAACAAGCUGACUUUUUCCACCUAAAGUAGGCUGCUGAACGGAAGAAAGACACAGUGGUACCUCGGGUUAAGUACUUAAUUCGUUCCGGAUGUCCGUUCUUAACCUGAAACUGUUCUUAGCCUGAAGCACCACUUCAGCUAAUGGGGCAUCCUGCUGCUGCCGUGCCGCCGGAGCCCAAUUUCUGUUCUCAUCCUGAAGCAAAGUUUUUAACCCGAGGUAAUAUUUCUGGGUUAGCGGAGUCUGUAACCUGAAGCGAAUGUAACCUGAAGUGUAUGUAACCCGAGGUACCACUGUAACCAGGAGUGGAAUUUUGUGUGAAUAGACCGUAAGCUUAGUUCAGUUCUGGUAGUGGAAACAAAUUACAAGUCUAAGCAUCUGCUCAGAGGCACCCUGUUUUUUGAGGUCACACGCAUUCCACACCAUGCAUAGAAAACACAUAGCUUCCCCUAAAGAACCCUGGGAACUGUGGAUUACCCUUCAAAGAGCUGCAGUUCCAAGUACUGUACCCUUGAAGGAAAUGGCCUACAUUUCCCAGAGUUCCCUGGGAAGAGGGAGUGAUUGUUAAACCACUCUCGAGGACUGCAACUCUCAGCACCCUUGAACAAACUACCUUUCCCAGGAUUCUCUGUGAGAAGCUAUGACUGCUUAAAGUGGUAUGCUACUGCUUUAAACGUAUGGUGCAGAUGGUAACCUUACUUAAUUUCAGCUGGGUGUGAUGUCACUGGAUGUCUUCCUCAUUCACGAACUGCCACCACUUUGGGAGUAUGGCAAAGCCUGGGUGUUUUGUUUUUUCUCUAUUAUGCAGCCUCUCCCAAAUGCUCCCAGUCACCCAAGACUUUUACAGUGGCAUUGAUAUUAACAGAGUUCCGACGCGACGUGCUUGGGGAAAAUCACACGCUCUUCACUUGGGUUUCAUAAACAAAACACCUCACUUCAUUAAACACGAGUUUGAGAUGAGAAUCUCGGCUAGUUCCCUCAGUCCCUGGAAAGCUUAGCUGCUCAGUCUCACCCUCACAUCAGUAGAAAGCCUGGAUUAAGCCAGACACUGUUUAAUCAUUAAACUUCCUCUACCGGUGGCAGUAGUAGCGUUACAACAUUUUCUCCUUCUGGGAGUCGACAUGAAUAUAUUAUAUUAGGGAUAGAACAUGUUGGUUAUGAUUGACUCAGCUGCCAAAGUUCUUCAUUUGUGUCGGUUAAGGGAUACAAUCUGAACUGGACAAUCCUGUUUCCUAUUGACGUGCAAUUUUAUCUCUUUCCUCCUCCACUUUUGCAUAGGAUUAACAUUCCUUUGUAUUCUAGGAGACCAGACAGUGCUUACUUUAUUCUUUCUGUACUUAUUGUACUAACUUGAAAUUUAGCUGACACAUUUUAACUUUGCCUCUGAAUCACACGAGUUCCCAAAGCAAUCCCAGGAAGUUUCCCCCUCCUCAUGAAGAGGGGGUGCCAUGACUGUUCAUAGAUUCAUAGAAUUGUAGAGUUGGAAUUGAACACCAGGGUCAUCUAAUCCAACCCCUUGUUAUGCAGGAAUCUUUUGUGCAACGUGGGGCUUGAACUCACAAACCUAAGAUUAAGAGUCUCAAGCUCUAUCGACGGAACUAUCCCAGCUGUUGGCUUCAAAUGUUACAUCAAGUGUGGGACCGCUGGAAAAGUGGCUGGAUUGCCUUACACAGCCAAUCCCUGCAGAAAGGACUGUACCACCUUGUGGGGAGUCCAGUGCUGUUGGGUCUGGGUGUAUGAGAGAGCUCCCUGUGUGGAAAUCUUUCAUGUACCUGAAGAAAGCUGGUCGGCUCCCACUGCCCAUCAACUAAUGAAUGGGAAAUUCUUUUUUUAAAAAACACACCAUUUUAUUAAUUUUACAAAUAUAAAAUACAAAUAAACACACAUCAAUAAAGUAAUACUAUAUGUGGAGAUUCCCUGAAUCUCACGUCUUUCCCUCAUCCUGUCCAUGGGGUCUUGUUUCAAAACAUCUACAACUGCACAUUAGUCUGUAGUCCAGUUUUUAUAUCGAACCAUAUUGCCAUAAUGUUUUUUACACUACAAGUGUGUCAAAAUCCUGCUCUUGCUUCCAUCAGCUUACAGUGGUCUCCUAGAUAACUUGUAAAUUUCCCCCAUUCUUUUAGAAAGUUUUUAAUCCUCUUGAGCAGGGGUCAGCAAACUUUUUCAGCAGGGGGCCGGUCCAAUGUCCCUCAGACCUUGUGGGGGGCCGGGACUAUAUUUUGAAAGAAAAGAACGAAUUCCCAUGCCCCACAAAUAACCCAGAGAUGCGUUUUAAAUAAAAGGACACAUUCUACUCAUGUAAAAACAUGCUGAUUCCCGGACCGUCCGUGGGCUGGAUUUAGAAGGCGAUUGGGCUGGAUCCGACCCCUGGGCCUUAGUUUGCCUACCGAUGCUCUUGGGGAAUUCAAUCCUGCUUGGUCCUGCUACCAUCCUUUCCACCUCUGCAGGUUAACUUUGACAAGGCUUCUCUAAAUACAUUGGUAGAUCCAGCCUGUCUGGUAGCAGAAGCAAACAUUAGUGAAAACAAAGCAAGAUUUUAUGGGAUUCAUUGAACAACCCCUUGCCCUUCCUCUGACAGCCUUGAGGUACAUCUUUCAUAUACUUUUUGUGAUGCUUCUGAAUACCAGUUGCUGGAAACCACUGGAGGGGAGAGGGAUCUUCUGCUCAGAUCCUGCCUGAGUAUUUCCCAUGGGCAUCCAGUGGGAGUUGGUCACUGUGAGAACAGGAUGCUGGGAUAGAUAGGGCAUUGGUGCCAUCACUUCCGGGGUCUUAGGGGUUGUUACACCUCUGCUUCAGAGGCCAAGUUCCCUUUCUGGGGGAGAGAUCCCUGCUAGUCUCCCAUAAAGGCCUGACUCCCCCUUUACUGUUCUGGGCUGUUUCUGAGGGCUCCAGAUCCUACUUGACCAGAUCUCUGGGAGAUUUUGUAGUCAGCCACAACUGCAUGAUUGUUAGUAUAUGAAAAGGGUCAAGGACCACAGAGUUCUAAUUGCUAGAGAAGGUUCAGUUAGGUCAUGUCCCCUCACCCCCAGUGAGGAAGGAAAUGCUGUAUAUCUUAUCUUCUUUUCCCCUUCUCCUUUCUUUACGAUGUAGCUAUGGAAGCAGCAUGUGUCUCUCAAUAGCUUCCAGCUCUAGACACCUGUCUGAAGCUAUCUUGCUGCUUCCUUUUUACCCAUAUGCCUGAAUUUCUUAUCGUUGCUGCAUAGAAUAAUGCAGGACUGUGACAUCAAAUACGUAAGUAAAGUAUUUUAAACUUACUUCAGUGUGUGGUCUGCUUCAUUGCAGGAGGGAUAGAAAGGGGCGUCAGCUGCUUUAUACAGCUAAACGGAAUAAAUAAGGUUUAACAGCAUAUUCCCAUGCAUCGCUAUUCUGCCUAAGAAUAAGAAUGAAAUUCUGUUAGGGGUUUUCUCCCCAUCAGAGAGACUGCUGAAGCCCCACACUUUGGAAUACAGGCUUGCUGCCACUUUUCUUUGUUAUUAACACACCCACACAGGUCUCUGUAGGAUUAAAUAUGAUUAAUAUAUCCUUUUACCAAUUCCCACCAUUAAAUCCUCCAUGGAAGAAGAAGCACAUAUGAUCUUGGGGGCACAGAGUGUGUGCUUUUUACCUUUUUCAUCUGGUUUGCCAGCUGUGUACCCAUUCCCUUUAAAAAAGUUUUUAUUUAUACUUUUCAAAUUUAUACAUUUCAUAAAUUUUACAAUUAUUUUAACAUUUCAAAGUUUGACUUCCCCCCUGCUCUUUCUGCAGUUCCUUAAAUUUAUUUUUUAAUAUCUUCUGCAUAUCCAAAUUCAUUUAAUUUGCUCAUUUAAUUAUCUACUUUAAAUAUAAACUCUUACGAAACUGCAGGUUAUUACAAUAAUCCUGCCAACACUUUUAUCUGUUUGCAGUUCAUCUGUAAAUAUUCAAUAAACCAUUUCCAUUAUUUUAUUUUAAAAAGUUUGCUAUCUUGAUUUCUUAUUCUUCCGGUGAUUUUCGCCAUUUCUGCAUAUUCUAUAAGUUUUUGUAUCCAUUCGUCCUUUGCUGGGACUUCUGCUUCUUUCCAUUCUGAACAGGAAUAUGCUUAGCCCAGUGAUUCAUGUUCCAUUUCUUAGGGAUGGGCCAGAUUCGAAAUGCAAGUGAAUAAGCCACAGUGCAUAUGCCCUUUAAAUGCAUGAGGGCAGAAUAUGGGCUGAUUCAUGCAAGUUUACUUGUUUAUGUAUGGUGGGAAUUCCCAGGCCAAAUGAUGGAGGAAACAUAACCCUCAUCUUGGUCUUAUUCAGCAGCCUAAGGACCUCCUGGACCACUGAUAAUUGCUGAGUGUCAUUUUACAUCACUGGAGCUGAUUUCUAUCUCGAGGACAUGAUGGAUGGCAAGUGGCUGGAAAUGUAUAGACUUGUUUUGCAAUGCAGACAGAGUUGCAGAAGCCCAAGGGGGUGGGUGGGAAAUUGCUGUGCACUGUGUACCUUGUGUAGUGCAAAUGGCCAGUAUAUCAGCGUGUGAUAUGUUUUACUAAUUUUGUCACACACACACACACACACACACACACACACACACAUAGGAUACGUCAAUGGCAACGUCAAAUAACAGGAUGUUUCCGGUCUCUUCUAGCGGUUUCUGAAUGAGAAGUCCAUAGUUUGGGGUUUCACAAAUAUGCUUGCUUUCACAUCAUCAUCAUCAUCAUCAUUUAUUUAUACCCCGCCCAUCUGACUGGGUUUCCCCAGCCACUCUGGCCAGCUCCCAACAGAAUAUUAAAAACACGAUAAAACAUUGAACAUUAAAAGCUUCCCUAAACAGGGCUGCCUUCAGAUGUCUUCUAAAAGUCAGAUAGUUGUUUAUUUCUUUGACAUCUGAUGGGAGGCCGUUCCACACGGCGGGUACCACCACCGAGAAGACCCUCUGCCUGGUUCCCUGUCACCUUACUUCUCGCAGUGAGGGAACCGCCAGAAGGCCCUCGGAGCUGAACGAAGUCUUGAUGAGCUCAGAGUUGUUCUGUAUGUCCCCAAACCUAAGCAUUUAGGAAUGAAACUCCAGCUGCUUCAGUUUCAAGAGAAUGAUAUGCAAGUUCUGCUACAUACAAUGGAAUUUCAUGGGAAACACAACUUAAGUCACUUUGAAAGAAGAUACUGGAGUAUACCAAACCAUUUGCCGCAUACGUGCACAGCAGUAGAUCUAGCUGCAAAGCAACACAUGGGGUCUGCAUUGGUCAUUGCAAUGCAUCACUAGUUAUUAUUAUUGUAUAAUUAUAAGAUUACCAUAGGAUAAGCUGUCCUGCCCAGCUUAACUGGGUCAAACCCCUUCACCUUGGGAGAAAAGGUUACCAAACUCUGUUCUCUCUCUUCCACUCUGUAAAUCUGACUAGUGAGGAGGUCCAAGCUUAGACCGCAUGGCUUAAGCAAGCCAUCUUUGUGUUUCUAUACAAAUAAUUUAGAAACAUUUACCAUUCAGCAGCCUAAGUUAUACCGCCUGUCUUUUCUUGCUGCUGUAUGGAAAAACACAUGAAUCUGACCUUUGAAAAGUUGGUAAGUAAAUCAUUUUUUAACUUACCAAACAUGUGGUCUCUUUCUAUGCUAAGGGAAAUGGGGGGCUUUGGAGGCAACUUGGAAGGGGAUAUUUUAAAAGUCUAAUAGUCUAUAUUUCCUUGCUUUACUUUGCUGCAUGUUUGUGCUUUUAAAUCUCUGCUGGUGCUCUCUCAUCAAAGAGUACUUACCCCAAACCUUGAUCUAGACACCCAGGGAAUUCUCCUUUUUAAUAUAUCUAAAGUAUUUCCCCUCUAACCAAAACAACAAAUGAAAUUUUAAAACCAACGCAAUUAGGUGGUCCCCUGGUCUGAUACUAAGAGGGAAAGACUAUAAUGGUUGAGCGUCUGUUUUGCUUGCAGGAGGUUUUGCUUCCUAGGUUCAGUCCCCAGCAUCUCCAGCUGGACUAGGAAAAGGCUCCUUCUUGAAAGUCAUUGGACAAUAGUAUGCUAGAUUGGCCAAUGAUCUGACUUCGUAUGAUGCAGUUUCCUAAGUAUAUUCCAUUGAUCCAGCAGAACUCUACUUAUGUUUUUGUAUUCUUAAGGCAUCAUUCGAUGCCGCUUGUGUGUGAGAGUCCUCAGCAGCAUUUAGAGAUUUUUAGGGAUUUUUAGAUUUGGGAUUUUUUUUAAAAAAAUAGUUUUAUAAGUUGUGCAUCUUUGUUUCUCAACUUGAUCCUUUUACAUGGUUUUGGUAUUUUAUGCAUCACAACUUGCAGUUAUUUUUAUUGAUCAUAGUUUAGCAAUUAUUUACUGUGAUUGUUAAGAGUGAAUUUCUGUUUAAUUAUUAUUUGCUGGUAUUUUGAGAGUUGAUUUUAUUGUGUACUCUUAUAUUCUAAUAGAUUAUUGAAUAUUACUUUGUUUGAUUUAAGCCGUUCCAUUUUAAAGUUAUGUUUUAUUAUGACUUUUUGUAUUGGAUCAGAUUAUCAUCUGGUGUGUGUUCUUUGUUGCAUAUUCUGUUGCUGUAAAGCACCUUGUGCAUAGUAAUAUUGAAAGGUGGUGUGGGAAUUAAAAGUGAAAUAAAAUAAAACAGGAAGCGAGCAUGGUUGCUAGAUAUGCAGAUAAAGUGAGGUGAGGGUUGGGGUGAACACAUACUUUCGUUUUUAUAUAUAAUUUUUAUUAAAUUUUCUGUUUUACAAUUUAAAGUACUCAUUUUCACAUCCUUAAGAUAUCAGUGACUUCCCUUCUUCUCAUUCCAUGGUUCUUGUUAUAAUCCCUGCAUAUUUUACAGAAACUAUACCAUUCAGUAUUCCAUUAUUAGUAAAGGUAAAGGAACCCCUGACCAUUUGGUCCAGCCGUGGCUGACUCUGGGGUUGCGGCGCUCAUCUCACUUUAUUGGCCGAGGGAACCGGCGUACAGCUUCUGGGUCAUGUGGCCAGCAUGACUAAGCCGCUUCUGGAGAACCAUAGCAGCACACGGAAACGCCAUUUACCUUCCCGCCAGAGCAGUACCUAUUUAUGUACUUGCACUUUGACGUGCUUUCGAACUGCUAGGUUGGCAGGAGCAGGGACCGAGCAACGGGAGCUCACCCCGUCGUGGGGAUUUGAACUGCUGACCUUCUGAUCGGCAAGUCCUAGGCUCUGCGGUUUAACCCACAGCGCCACCCGCGUCCCAUUCCAUUAUUACAUCCAUCAUAACUAAUUUACACUCUUGAAUUUAUCUUAACGCUGCCAGCGUUUUCAGCUGUACACAGUUAUUUCCCAUAUAUUCCAUAAACGCUUUCCAAUCUUCUCUAAACGUUAUGUUCUUCUUGUUUUCUUAUUCUAUUGAACACACAUUUUUGAACCAACGUCAAUGAAAUUUCUUUCUUUAACGCAGCUUUCCAAGAUGUUCAUGUGAUGAUUUUUGUGGGCUUUGGGUUCCUCAUGACAUUUCUUCAACGCUACGGUUUUGGGGCUGUCGCGUUCAACUUCCUCCUUGCCGCCUUUGGAAUCCAGUGGGCUCUCCUGGUUCAGGGCUGGUUUCAUACCUUUGAGAAUGGGAAGAUACUCAUUGGAGUGGAAAGGUAAGUUUGCCCAUAUGGAACCUGGCUGGGGUGGGUGGGGGUCCCGUAUUUCUUGGCUGGACUAUAAGGUUAGUGUGAUACACUGGUGAAAAGAACCAGUGUGUUGUACAGUGGUACCUCGGGUUACAGACAGUUCAGGUUCCAGACUCCGCUAACCCAGAAAUAGUACCUCGGGUUAAGAACUUUGCUUCAGGAUGAGAACAGAAAUCGCACGGCGGCAGCGGGAAGCCCCAUUAGCUAAAGUGGUACCUCAGGUUAAGAACAGUUUCAGGUUAAGAACAGACCUCCAGAACGAAUUAAGUUCUCAACCCGAGGUACCACUGUAUUUAAAUGUAAAGAUACGAACAGGGAAGGAGGGCUGGCGAGUGAGACAGAAUCCAUUUGCCCUAUAGGGAAUCAGAAAGAUAUGGAAACUUUUGAGUUUCACAGAAUUGUUAAUAGGACAAAAUGAAUGCUUAGAGCAUUAAAAUAUGGCAUUAAGAGUCUGAAUAGGCAGAAGAAUAUAAGAUGAGCCAGUUGGAUCAAGACAAUAGCCCAGUUGUUGUUUACUAUAUCUCUGUAGCAUACCACCACAGGGUCAGUUAAGUCAGAAAUACAGGUCCCUGCUGCAAGGAAUCUACAGUGGUACCUCGGGUUAAGAACUUAAUUUGUUCCGGAGGUCCAUUCUUAACCUGAAACUGUUCUUAACCUGAAGCACCACUUUAGCUAAUGGGGCCUCCUGCUGCCGCCACACCACCGGAGCACGAUUUCUGUUCUCAUCCUGAAGCAAAGUUCUUAACCCGAGGUACUAUUUCUGGGUUAUCGGAGUCUGUAACCUGAAGCGUAUGUAACCCGAGGUACCACUGUACACUUUAAAACAGGCAUUUAGAAAACAAAUACAGUGGUACCUCGGGUUACAUACACUUCAGGUUACAUACUCUGCUAACCCAGAAAUAGUACCUCAGGUUAAGAACUUUGCUUCAGGAUGAGAACAAAAAUCGUGCUCCGGCGGCAGUGGGAGGCCCCAUUAGCUAAAGUGGUGCUUCAGGUUAAGAACAGUUUCAGGUUAAGUACGGACCUCCAGAACAAAUUAAGUACUUAACCUGAGGUACCACUGUAACAGGAAAGUAAAGUAAAGGAGAGGCAAAGGAGACCAGGAAACAUGGAAGAUCCACACGUGGUGUUUCUGUCCUCCCUGUGAAUCUUGAGGGCCUCCUGAUAUGGAAGGGAUUCAGUUUAUGCCAGCGUUGCUUCAUCCUUGGGUCCUAGAUGUUGGACUACAACUCCCAUCAUCACCAUAGCCAGCUUAGCUAAUGGUCAGGAUGAUGGGAGUUGUGAUCCAACGCAGUAGCGUUGGGGAGCAUGGGGAGUAGCAUGGGGAGGCAGUGGUGCUUGCCUGAUCUCCAGUCAGUCAUAUGGGUGGAAUUAGAGGCAGAAGGACAGUGGUAUGGUGAAAAUGACGCGGUGAUGUGCAGCAGCACAGCUCAUCCAGGGCUCCCGCAGGUCUGUUUGCACCAUACCUGCUUGCCACCCAACACACGAUCCGCUACUGGUCCAACAACGUCUGGGGACUUAAGGUGGAAGUACACUGGUUUAUACAGGUUUUGAUAUACAGUGGAACCUCGGGUUGCGAACGUGAUCCGUGAGGGAGGCAUGUUCGCAACCCGCAGCGUUCGCAACCCGCAGCGCCACAUCUGCACAUGCACGGGUCGUGAUUCGGUGCUUCUGUGCAUGCACAAAGCGCAAUUUAGCACUUCUGUGCAUGCGCAAGCGCCGAAACCCGGUAAUAACCCGUUCCGGUUCGGCGCGGUGCGCAACCCGAAAACACAUAACCUGAAUCGUCUGUAACCUGAGGUACCACUGUAUAUACAUAAAUGUGCUUCAUUUCUAACCUUCCUCUUCCUCUUCCUCUCAGCAUGAUUGGUGCAGAUUUCUGUGUGGGUUCUGUCUGCAUCGCCUUUGGCGCCGUCCUGGGCAAAAUCAGUCCUGUGCAGCUGCUGAUCAUGACACUGUUUCAAGUGACUCUCUUCUCCGUUAAUGAAUACAUCCUACUGGACCUGCUCCAUGUAAGGCUAUUUAACUCUCUCUCUCUCUCUCUCUCUCUCUCUCUCUCACACACACACACACACACACACACGCUGGAUCUAGACACACCCAAGAAGUGUUUCAGUUAAACGCGCCGUAAACUUUGUAUAAGAAAUCGGGUUGGCAAAAAUGGAACUCCACAGCGCCACCUGGUGUCACAGUGUUUUAAUGAAUAUACAGCACAUACGAGGCGCUUUUUCUUUGCCAAUGUAGCUGAGUCCACAGACACUUACUAGUGCCCAAGUGGUUUCACAAUUAAUUCUCCUUCCCAGGAAACUUUGGGGAAUAUAGCUCUGCACACAAGUGGAUUUAGGGCAGAGCGACUGCUUCGCCCACACUGGGCGCCAAGCCUAGAGAGUGCUGCAGGGACGUUGUAACAAUGACAAACAAAGGAAGAUGAGAGGCCAGGGGGGAGGCACCAAAUUUUGGUAUUGCAUAGGGCGCCACUGAAAUCUGAAAGCCCAAAGUCCUCUGCUGCUCUGUAAGGAGAAUAGGUGUCAGGGUCUGGGCAGAGGAUGAAUGGUGGAGACUGCCUCCCCAUCCUGACCCUUCCAGGGAGGAGGAAGAGGAAGACAGUACAGCUUUACAACAAGGGGGUGAGGGAGGUUGUAGCUCAGAGGCAGAUGAAGGGGAAAGUUGGGAAAUCAGGGGAGUGAAGGAGCAGGCAGGGCCGGAGCAGCAGCGGGCUGACAUGUUAUCACUAGAAAGCAUUCCAGACCCACCAUCUCCCAGAACCUGGCGAGACUUAGAAGUAGGAGAGCAAAGAGCUCAAAGACAGAGGGCAUUUAUCAGCACCCAUAGAAGAGAUGACUAAUGAAGAAGUGGGAGAGAAGGGGAGUGGAGAUUUACUCAGGACCAUGCCAUUAUCCAAGAGGCUGGGUUCUGUAAAGUAUGGAAUAAAAAAGGACUGUCUGAAAUGUUUCCUUGUUUUUAUACUUUCCUUGGCAACCAGCCAGGAGCCGCUGACAGCAUCCUGACAAUAGGGGAUUUCCUUCCAACUCUCAGCACCCUUAACCAGCUACAUUUCCCAGGAUUCUUUGGGGGAAGCUAUGACUGUGUAUGAUACUGCUUUAAAUGUAUAGUGCAGAUGGAGCAGAGCGAAUUCCUACCUGUGUGGGAAGGGGAGGGACGAAAGGAAAACUGCUUGAGGGACAGAACCAAACUGAACAGAACACCACUCAUGGGAUUAGCAAUUGCACAAAUAGUAGUUGUUUUAAAGGGUGAGUCGGCACAGGCCUUCCCCAAUCUAGAUCAGGACUCUGGCAAAAAAUAAAAAUAAAAAUGGGGGAGGGGGUGUUGGUGAGCUUUAAGCUUUAAGACCUGCCCAGCGCAGGUCUCUUUUCCAAAGCACACAAAAACCUGGAGUUAGUCCUGGCCUUGUGGAAUGUGAUUGCACAAGUAGUGCAAUGGUGUGUAAAGGCCCCCAGAGGAAGACAUUCCUCAGACCAUCAGAUAGAGGAAUUGGACUGUGCCCUGAGGGAGGCAAGCUCAAAAAUAUAUAUUUUUUUGGUCACUGUGUGGGAUGCAAGGACAGCCUUGGGCUUCACUCACCAAUGUUGCAAGCGCUGGGAAAUAUUACUUGUUUGCCAAAUUCAUGUCAGUUGCACCAAAUAAUAUUACAAUGAAUUCACUCCAUAAAUGGAAAGCCAGAUUAGUUUCCUAUAUUUUCCCACAUAACAUUCUUCUUUUAUCAGCUCCAAAAGGCUGUUUUUGUGUGCCAAGCUCAGAACCAAACUGGACAGAACACCACUCAUGGGAUUAGCAAUUGCACAAAUAGUAGUUGCUUUAAAGCAGGGGUCAGCAACCUUUUUCAGCCGUGGGCCGGUCUACCUUCCCUCAGACCAUGUGGUGGGCCGGACUAUAUAUAUUUUUUUUUGGGUGGGGGGGAUGAACGAAUUCCUAUGCCCCACAAAUAACCCAGGGAUGCAUUUUAAAUAAAAGGACACAUUCUACUCAUGUAAAAACAUGCUGAUUCCCGGACCGUCCACGGGCCGGAUUGAGAAGGUGAUUGGGCCGCAUCCGGCCCACAGGCCUUAGGUUGUCUACCCCUAUUUUAAAGGGUGAGUGAGCACAAGCCUCCCUCAAUCUAGAUCUGGGGUGUUGGGGAGCUUUAAGCCUUUGACUUCUGCUGUGGUCCUGAGCUUGGGGAGGGUUCGUUGACUACAUUGGAGAAAGCUUCCACUGUUGCCAAGAUUCGCCACAUUCACACCAUAUGUUUUACAUACCACUCAACUGCCCCGAUUAAAUGGGAACAUCCCAUUUUGGGGCUCUGCUCUCACGUGAGAGCAUGGUACCUGAAAACAUGUGAGAUCGCGAUAUGUCAUGAGAUCAUGGAGCCCCAAAAUGUGAGGUGUUUUGGCUGUGUACUCUCGCACUGGGAGCGCAGCCUGGAAGAUGCGCAUCCCAGUUUUUCGCCAUAACAUGUUGGAGGGCAUGCAUUUAAAACACCACACAUUUAAAACACUUUUAACAGUCAUGGAUUCUCCCAAAUAAUCCUGGGAGCUGUAGUUUGGUAAGGGUUCUGAGAGUUGUUAGGAGGCCCUUAUUCCCCUCACAGAACUAUAAUUCCCAGAGUUCUCUGUGAAGAGGGAUUGGAUUGUAAGACCGCUCUGAGAAUUGUUGCUCUGUGAGGGGAUUUUCUCAUUGUGGUCUAGCUGCUUCUGGGACAGUCAUGGAGACCCUCCCGUUCCUUCCCAAGACUGACCCCUGUUCUCUCCCAUCACUGCAGGUUAAAGAUGCUGGUGGAUCCAUGACCAUUCACACAUUUGGCGCUUACUUUGGACUAGUGGUGACCGCCAUUUUGUAUCGGCCCAACUUGGAGCAGACCAAAGAUAAGCAGGGUUCUGUCUACCACUCAGAUCUCUUCUCUAUGAUUGGUAAGAUUUGCCUUUGGUUUUUGAUGCUUUCUGCCUUCAGCUUGCAGGGUGGCCAGGCUUAGGGAAGAUCGGCCCCAGUUUGCUAAUGAGAAGAAUGUCUCUUCUCUCCAUCCUUAAUCCUGCCAAAGUAGCUCAGAGACAGAUUGAACAAUGAAAUGGUCUGCAGAUGACAGCGUGCUUCUUUGUCAGCUCACAAGGCUCAGUGUCAGCCUGUUCUACAUCAGCGGUGUGUUAUAGAAAAAAACUGCUCCUUUUCCCUUAUGGGGUAUCCAAGAGCCCGUAUAGAGUCCUUAAGUGGGUCCCCCAUCAGUAGGAGAAAAUAACAGAGGCCAACCAGAGGGUAUUGAGAAGCAAAGCGGCUAGUAAGCCUGAUUUUUAUUAACUGUUGCAACAGGGUCCCCACUCCCCACACGCUGGAGGGAGAACCUUGAACAAUGGUGUGCAACCCCUUAUAUAGACUUUUGGAAUUUCCCACCCUGUAGCCCAAGACCAACCCCCAAAACAUCAUACGUACAUCAUAAAAGGAGGUGGUCUACAGCAGAAAUACCGUACAUCACAGGAAUCGGUCUACAGCAGAAAUCCUGUCUGCCAGGAUUCCUGAUAAUGGUUACUGGCAGGGCUUGAGCCUUAUAUUUUAACUCUUGGGGACCACUCGCUGGUGGCAAAGAAGAACUACAGCCCCAAAUUCAUGUUACAACGAAUGAAUGGGUCGUGAACCCAAGUAAAAUUGGAUUUGUGGGUUGACAUACCGAAAAGGUUGGGAACCACUGAUCUAGAUGCUUCUGUUAAUCUGAUGUUGCAAGUUAGUUCAUCCUUCCUCCUCCUCCAGGCACCUUAUUUCUAUGGAUGUACUGGCCCAGUUUCAACUCUGCCAUUUCUGAUCAUGGAGAUGCCCAACACCGGGCUGCCAUCAACACCUAUUGCUCUCUGGCGGCCUGUGUCCUCACGACUGUGGCCUUCUCGAGCUUGUUGCAGAAGAAAGGCAAGCUGAACAUGGUGAGCAAAGACUGACGAUCUUCACAUUGCCACCACUAGCAUGGGGUACAUAAGCACACUCCCUUCUUUGCUCCUUGUGUUUUGUGGGCUCAUAGGAACUGUAGGGAGAUACACAUCCACACACGCCUCUGGCAAGCAAUUAUUUUGGGGGGAGUUGCAGAGAAAUUAAAGGUUUCCAAAAUUCUUGGGUGUAGUGGUUUCAAACCACUUUUCCAAGGACCGCCAAUGGUCAUUAUGGAAGAGCAAGGGAGGAAAAAAUGUUAACGUUUUCCGCUAAAUGUUGAAGAGGCAAGCCACUAUUCAGUGUGCCUUUUAACUGAGAAGGCUUAUCUCUUCAGCCGUGCAGCUGGCACCAGUGGAAAAUAAAGAACGGAAGGAUAAUCAGUGGAACCAAGUAGACAGAAUUGGGUUCUGGAGAGCAAGAGGAGGAGCGUCACUUUCCCUUGAUAAGAGUAUAGCCUACUGAAUGCAGGAAACUCCAUUAUACUGAGACUGUCUAUAGUCCACUAUUGUCUGCUCAGACUGUCAACAACUCUCCCAGGAUCCAGAGAGAGGUCUUUCUAAUCUUGAGAUUAUUUGAGUGCAGAUGUAGGGCAAGAUCACCAAGCUUUUGAAGCUGGUGGAACAAAUCCCAUGGGCACCAGUCACUACCAUGUUUGUACACAGAGAGAACCUCUUUGCAUGUCUCCUCUUUUCAGAAAGGAAGUGAGGGCAGGUAGGUGCCUAAUCCUAGUAUCCAAUGAAAUCUGGAUAUUUCUGAGGAGGCGUGUUCAGCCUAGGAGGGGCUGUGUCAGUGCAAGCAGGAACUGAGCAGGAGGAGCAAACAACCUCUCAUAUUUAUUGAAAAAUAUUUAUUGAGACCUUUCAUGGGUGCUAUUGUUGGAAUGUUGUAGAUACUACAAGAAGAUUUAUUGAUUUCAUAGUAUCGUUCCUAACUCAUGCUUGUGAGUCAGCAGCAGAGCGACAUUCCCCAAUAUAUAGCAGGAAGGUAGUUGGUAAAUUCGUUUGAACCUCUUUACUUAAGCAAUCCAAUCUGGCAUUGUUCAGAUUGGGUUCUGUUCCUGGUGAGUCCCCUUUUCUCCCUCCUAAAAAGAAUAAAGACACAAGAAGCUUCUUUUAAAAGUAGUAAGAGGUUUACUCACAUUCAGUUCACAGUUGGAUCCCUGAAGGCAGGCUUUAGCUUAUAGUUACAGAUACAGUGUGGCUUACAUCCUUGUAAGGAUGAGACCCUGUGCUGCUGGCAGGGAGCCAGCAUUGCAGUCCAAGAGAAGAAAAGGCAUCAAAAGAGGAGGAUGGCUGCGUGGCUGGACCUUUUGUGGGGUCUGCAAGGGUCACGCCCACCUCCCUGGUAACAUGCAGGGGGAGGAUGCUCCAGACCAGGUGGGACAGGAAGUUCAGCUGGCUGGUUCAACAUCCCCCUGUCUGUGUCCACUCUAGGUAAACAAGGAAUGUUGCAUUUGACUGCUCCAAUGGACUACAUCCCGCAGCCAUAAGCGGUAGGGGCAGCAUAUUGGUCCCUUCCAACUCUACAAUUAUUUGAUUCUGUGACUUUGAUUCUAAUGCCUGAUAGGGAACUGAACUCUACAAAGUUGGAGAACAAACGUGUGCUCUGCCUUUGAGCUACAGCCCUUCUCACAUUCCUUGGGUAGCCAAGGUGGUCUCCCUCCAGAUAUUGUUCCAACUGCAACCUCCAUCAUCCCCGAUCCUUGACUAUACUGGCUGGGUCUGAUGGGAGUUGGCUAGCCCUGAUGCAAGGCUUGGAAUUCUGCUACUUAUCUGUAUGACAUGCUCAUUGAGCAGUCAUCCUGAUUUGCUUGAAGAAAGCUCAUGGGGUGAGAUUAUCAUAUCUGGUGUUGACUGAGCUUUCAUUCUUAUUCAUUUCCUGGUAGCCUAUAUAUGACAAUGACCAUUCAUCCCCCUUUGCUUCUGCAGUGUUUAUAUCCUGUGAAUCAUUGGUUCAUCAUACACUUUUCAACGCGUUCCCCCAACACUUUCCUAACCACAAAAGUUGUUGUUGCUGCCGUUAAGUGAUUUUCUUGAGGUCACCAAAGCACUUUAAUCCACUUUAACUGCACAAAGCUCAGUUUCUCAGUGUGCACUUGAACCCACCCCCUACUGACAGUCUGGGCACACCUCAGUUUAUUUAUUUAUUCUAUUUAACAUUUAUGUGUCACUUACUAGAACAGGGAUACCUCCCAGGGAUUUACAAAAUACGAUCUAAAAUGGCAAUUUUUAAAAACAUAAAAACAAACGUAAGAAAUCAAGUUAUAUAAAAGAAAUUAAAAUAUAAAAUGAAACCAUUAUCAUAGAAUUGUAAAGAUAGAAGGGACCCUGAGGAUCGUCUAGUCCGAACACCUGCAAUGCAGGAAAAUGCAGCCGUCCCAUAUGGGGAUCGAACCUGCAACCUUGCCGUUACCCACACCAUGCUCUAAUAAAACACUUAUCCUAAUUAAAACCACAUGUCCAGACUUCAUAUUACACACCAGCAUUUUAGCAGGCACCGAAAACAAUUCAGUGAAGAUCGCUGUCGAAGAUCCAUGGGCUGCGAAGGCUCCAAUCUCAGCUGCAAUGAGUACAAAACAAACAAUAUGUGCAAUCAUAAGUAAACAUAGGGUUAUAGCUAAUUAAAUUUUAGUCAGGGUAGACCCAUUGAAAUUAAUGGCCUAAUGUAGGCCCAUUAAUUUAAGGGGGGUCUGUUUUGAGUAAAAAUGAGUUGAAGAUAACCUGCAAAUGUCCAGGAGCAAAGGGCUAGCAAACAGCAGGGGCGUAGAGGAGGUAGAUGCCAUGAAAGGAGAAGGGCAGAGGCUUGACAAAUGAGCUGGGAAGGUUUGGUUGGCUUCCAACAGUUUAUAGAAGAGUGAUGGAAGAAGACAUCACCACAGGACUCCAGAAAGGGUGACGACAGAAGGAGAAUAAGGCAAAGUACACACACUUUAAAGCCAAACUUGGCCCUCCAGAUGUUUUGGGACUACAGUUCCCAUCAUCCCUGACCCCUGGUCCUGUUAGCUAGGGGUGAUGGGAGUUAUAGUCCCAAAACAUCUGGAGGGCCAAGUUUGGCUAUGCCUACUUUAAAGCAUGUUCCUUCCCUCAAAGAAUUCUGGGCCUUGUAAUUUUCUUUUUAAUUGCCAGGAAUUGUACCUACGAGGGGUAAAGUACAGGGCCCAGGAUUCUCUGAGGGGUAAAAGGUGCUCUGAUUGUACUUCAGAAGUAUAAAUGUACACAGCCUAAGAUUGUAUGGACCAGCAUGUGAGAGAUAAGGGAUGUGAGUUUCACUUCCAUCCUUUGUAAAACAGAGAUGGGGAACCCAUGGUCUUCUAGAUGUUGCUGGACUCCAGCUCCCGUCAGCCCCAGCCAGCAGUGGACAACCAUCAGGAAUGAUGGGAGUUAUGGUCCAAAAUGUGUGAAGGGCACCACUCCUGGCCUAACUGCACCUCAGUAAACAGGAAGCCUGGUGGUCCUUAAGGUUCUUCCGUGAACACAGCUAGACGGUCAGGGUACAAAUAAUAAAAUUAUUAUUAUUAUUAUUAAAUACUGAAUUUGUUGUUUUGUGCAGGUCCACAUCCAGAAUGCCACCCUGGCAGGGGGCGUUGCUGUGGGGACUGCGGCAGAAAUGAUGCUAACCGCAUAUGGCUCCCUCAUUGUUGGGUUUAUCUGUGGCAUUGUGUCUACCAUUGGGUUUGUCUACUUCACGGUAAGGGCACCUCUUUUUAGAAAAUAUUAGAUCUAGCUUCAAGGCAACACAUGGAGAUCUGCAUUGAUCAUUGCAAUGAGGAAGCGCCAGCUUCUCCAGCUGGUUGAGGGGGUGCAAUACAAUUUCUCGAACAGCUAAGGCGGAGCCAAAUGUCCUCUGAAAAUUGAGGGGGCCUGGCCCCCUCAAAAAUGCAUUGGGGGGGAAACUACCUCGGCCCCUACAAAUCGGCUCCAAUGUUGCAAUGCACCCCUUAUUAUUAUUGCACAAUUUUCAGAUUAUUUUAUAUGUUUAGAAGCUUGUGUGGCCGGCACUUUCUUGAUAUCCUGCCUUCAGGCAGAAGAUAUAGAAGCAUGAUUAGUCGCACCAACAGGGUAAAGAACAGCUUCUAUCCAUGGGCUGUUAGGCUGCUGAAUGAAAAGAUAACAACAGGGCAACUGACUUUCGGGUUUGGUGGGUGGGUGUCAGUAAACAAGGGGAAUUAAGACUAAGAGAGCUGAGUGGGGGGUGCUCGUGUAAUCUCGCUGUAUACAAGUUGUACAAGUGACAAUAAAGUAUUUCAAAUUUCAAAUAUUAAUUGUAGAAGGGGUGUGGCAUUGAGGGGCAUAGCUGUGACUAUCAUGAAAGGACCCUGUACUUCCGAAUAUGCCACUAUAUUGUGAGAUGUCCCACAAGUGACACGAUCCUUUGGUCCUACAUGCUUUAUGGCAGCUUUUCAACUGUACUUGUGGAUUGGGAAUCUCCAAUAUUCUGCCCUCCGUAGAUCUAUAAUAUGUACCAGAGUCCUCGGCAAUGCAUGUGAAAUAUACUCGGAAUCAAGAGUGGAUUUCAUGCUCUUUAUUCAGCUCAUAGUGGUAAGGAGGAAUGAAAGUUCCCCCAAAAUAUCUGCUUUAUAUACAUUAUUUACACAAUGGGCUGCACGUGAUUGGCUAAUUCCGGGAUUCUCCUGUAGACCAAUCAGGUUGUGGAUUCACUUCCACCUAGAACUGGAUUGGGUGGCUCCUGCGGACCAAUCAUACUGCUGCAUUGUUCUAGGACCAAUCAGACUCCUUCAUUCUGAAUCCUAUUGUUCUAGGACCAAUCAGAUGGGGCCUAUUUCUCCCUCCACUAUGUUUAUAUCUUGGCUUCCUUUCUUGGAGCUCAAGGCAGAAUACAUGGCUCUCCUCCCCCUCCAUUUGAUUCUCACAACAAGCCUGCGAAGUUGGUUAGGCUGAGAGAUCCCAAGUCCCGCGGUGAGCUACUUCGCCAAGUGGAGAUCUGAACCUGGGUUUCCUAGUGCCUAACCUCUACCCUGCACUAGGCACGGAGAACCCAGAUGUCGUUGGACUACAUCUCCCAUCAGUCCUGGCCAGAAUGACCAAUGGUGAAGGAUGAUGGGAGCUGCAGUCCAAUAACAGCUGGGGGGGAGGAACGACAGGUACGGCUCCCUAUGUAGCCAGAACAGCACCUUCACCACAAGCAGGUGGUACUGGUAGGCUUGAGGGACCCUCGAGGUUUGCUGAAGCACAACAUUACAGUGGUACCUCUGGUUACGUACUUAAUUUUUUCCGGAGGUCCGUUCUUAACCUGAAACUGUUCUUAACCUGAAGCACCACUUUAGCUAAUGGGGCCUCCCGCUGCUGCCAUGCCACCACAGUGCAAUUUCUGUUCUCAUCCUGAAGCAAAGUUCUUAACCCGAGGUACUAUUUCUGGGUUAAGGUAAAGGUAAAGGGACCCCUGACCAUUAGGUCCAGUCGUGACCGACUAUGGGGUUGCGGCGCUCAUCUUGCUUUAUUGGUCAAGGGAGCCGGCGUACAUCUUCCAGGUCAUGUUGCCAGCAUGACUAAGCUGCUUCUGGCGAACCAGAGCAGUGCAUGGAAACACCGUUUACCUUCCCGCCAGAGCGGUACCUAUUUAUCUACUUGCACUUUGCCGUGCUUUCGAACUGCUAGGUGGGCAGGAGCAGGGACCGAGCAACCGGAGCUCACCCCAUCACAGGGAUUUGAACCGCCGACCUUCUGAUCGGCAAGUCCUAGGGUCUGUGGUUUAACCACCCGCGUUCCUAUUUCUGGGUUAGCGGAGUCUGUAACCUGAAGCGUCUGUAACCCGAGGUACCACUGUAUUAUUUUUUUUUAUAAAAAAGACAAGCAUCCUGAGGGAGAGGGAACCUUGAAACAGCUGACUGAGCAGUGACUGGCUGACUAUUUGGGAACAGAAAACCAGUGUGUGGCGGUGGCCAUGGAAUGGAGUAUUCUAGAAGUGGGUCAUGGCUGAACAGGAGCACCCCGCGUUGCAACACUGUGUUUCGGGUUCUGCUUCUAAAUGCCUUGUUCUCCCCUCAUGCCUGCCAGCCUUUCCUGGAGUCCAAACUGCGUAUUCAAGACACAUGCGGUAUCCACAACCUACAUGGGAUGCCAGGACUGAUAGGAGGAAUUGUGGGGGCUGUCACGGCUGCCGCUGCGACUGAAGGAGUCUACGGGAAGGAAGGGUGAGCAUCUCUGAAGGGUGGUGUGUUUUGUUUGGGGUGGGGGAUGAAGGAGAUAUAGAACUUGACUCUAUGGCGGCAAUUCACCUGCAUUUUAAUUUUUAUUUUAAUGCCUGUUACUUAGCAGAAGCUGGAAGACCUUUUUCAACUCAAGAGCCACAUUCCAUUCAGGGUAAUCUUCCUAGUGGUGGGCGGGGCCAGAGGCAAAUGUGGGCGGGGUAACAAAUGCAAAUUUCACCCUAGUACAGCAGGCUACUUUUCGACGCACACUCACCUCUCUUAUUCCCCCCUCCUUAGAUGCAAAGAGGCAUUAUUGUUCAGUUGUUCCGCCUGGCCUUUGACUUGGAAUCAACUUGAUCCCCUCCCCCUCUUUCCUUUUUCCUUUCUCCUUCUGUGAUGGAACUCCUAUUUGGCGACUUCCCUGGCUUUUUUCUGGCCCACACAGGACCUGUUUGGAUAGUUGGCCUUGGUGAAGACUUGAUGUUUUCAUCCCCCAAAAAGUUUUUGAUUUGAGUUUCUACUGAAAUGAGGCUGCAUUUUAAUGUUGUAUUUUAAUCUUGUUUUUAAGUUGUAUUUUAAUCAAUUGUUUUUAUACCUGGUGUUAGCCACCCUGAGCCCGGUCUUGGCUGGGGUAAGGUAAAGGUAAAGGGACCCCUGACCAUUAGGUCCAGUCGUGGCCGACUCUGGGGUUCCAGUGCUCAUCUCGCUUUAUUGGCUGAGGGAGCCGGCAUACAGCUUCCGGGUCAUGUGGCCAGCAUGACUAAGCCGCUUCUGGCAAACCAGAGCAGCGCACGGAAACGCCGUUUACCUUCCCACUGGAGCGGUACCUAUUUAUCUACAUGCACUUUGAUGUGCUUUUGAACUGCUAGGUUGGCAGGAGCAGGGACCGAGCAACAGGAGCUCACCCCAUCGCGGGGAUUCGAACCGCUGACCUUCUGAUCGGCAAGUCCUAGGGUCUGUGGUUUAACCCACAGCGCCACCCAUGUCCCCUUGGCUGGGGAGGGCGGGGUAUAAUUUUUUUUUUUAAAUUAUUAUCAUCAUCAUCAUCAUCAGAGUUCAAGGGUGCAGUUCAACGAAGUCGAAACAUUCUGGGUGCAAAACAGGGCUGGUAUGGGGCGUGGCACAAGGGCCAGACAAAAAGGCCAAAGGGAUUUCCAAGCCCUGAUUGAAGUGUAACCGUAUCGUUGUGUAUUAAAGAAAAGCUCACAAUUCUGAGGAAAGUAUGGGCUUUGCUUUGGCAAAACAGCGACGCUUCUGAAAGGACUUUGGGUUGCUCUCUCUGACCAUGUGGGAAAGCCUGACUCCCCUCCCUUUCCCCUGUUGCUUCCCUUCCAUGCAGGCUCAUCCGCGCUUUUGACUUCACGGGAGACUUCAGCCACAGAACGCCCAGCGUCCAAGGCGGCUUCCAGGCAGCUGGCAUCGCUGUAUCAUUGGGCAUGGCUUUGGCAGGAGGGGCCAUCGUAGGUGCGUGGUAGAACCACAGCUUUGCAUGCUGACGGCCCAGUGUUCAAUCCUUGACAUCUGCAAUGAGAAGAAUCAGGAAGCAAGCGAUGGGAAGGACCCCUCUGCCUAAGACUCUGGAGAAUGCCAGUCAUGACUAAGUCCAAAUGUGCCUUUCCAUUUUGACUCAGAAUUCAGGCUGCGUGUCACAUUAGUCUUUUUGUCCCUUUCUGAUCUGACAAACAGGAAUGCUACCUGUAUUAUUAUUAUUAUUAUUAUUAUUAUUAUUAUUGAUUACUCCUCAGCCACACUGGGCGGCUCCCAGCAGAAUAUUAAAAGCACAAUAAAACAUCAAACAUUAAAAACCUCCCUAAACAGGGCUGCCUUCAGAUGUUUUCUAAAAGUCAGAUAUUUGUUUAUUUCCUUGACAUCUGGUGGGAAGGCGUUCCACAGGGUGGGCGCCACUACCGAGAAGGCCCUCUGCCUGGUUCCCUGUAAUUUCACUUCUCGCAAUGAGGGAACCGCCAGAAGGCCCUCAGGACUGGACCUCAGUGUCUGGGCUGAACGACAGGUAUACUGGGCCGAGGCCGUUUAGGGCUUUAAAGGUCAGCACCAACACUUUGAAUUGUGCUCAGAAAAGUAUUGGGAGCCAAUGUAGGUCUUUCAGGACCGGUGUUAUAUGGUCUUUGUUUUAUAUGACUGACCCAGGGAGCCCAGGUUGUGUUAAGUCAGAUCAGGCUUUGAUCUGGGCCUACAAUGGCAAAUGUCCUUCUGCUUCCUUGGUAUUCAAAGUCCAGCCUGCGCCACCAUCCUGAGUUCUUUACUGUCUUUUCCCAGCAACUGCCUACAAUUUUAGCCUCAUGGUGCUUUGUGGUGUUUCACUACCGCCAUCUUGUGGCAUGUUGGGCUAUGGGUUUUUUUGGUUGUUUUUUUAAAAACAACCUAUUUGCAACGUUUCCAAUAAUUCAGUUUACUGUUACCUGGCACACAUCAAACAGUCUUGGGCCCAAAAUUAGUUUCUUGAGGAGUUUCUCAUGAUCACUUUUUGGUUGUUGUUUUUUUGCAGUUUUAACAGAUAGACACAUUUUGGCACGCAGUAUAUCCCCUAAUAAAAUACAUUUUAUUUUCACUCCUAUUAUUCAGUUCUAUCUAUUCCCGUAGUAUAUUUUAUAUGUUUGUAAACAUUAAUUGAAAAACUGCACUGCCAAAUUCAGGUAACUGCAAAUCCUGAAGGGUGGCUGCAUUUCAACUCAGGUGUGCCUUUAAAUGAAACAACAAUCAAACUGAAUCAAAUUUCUGCUGCAUCCCUGAUUCCUAGUUGGCCUGUCCCACCAAACUGCAGCCAGGGGCCUAAUGAAAAACCAUAUUGCCCUGAGGUGCGUGACAUAUUGCUUUAAUGAUUUUUAACUGCUCUAAUUGCACAGCUUUUUAACUGGGUCUCUCUUUUAUUUUUUAAUUAAAGCUGUUUUCAUAAUCUAAUUACACAGUUGCUAACAACUUAGAAGCCAUUUUGGCACAGAAGCGGUACAUAAAUUAAAUAAAAAAUAAAAACAAUAGCAUGAACUCCGUGCUCUGUUAUUUUUCCUUCAGGUGGCAUUUUGAAACUGCCUUUCUUUGGAGACCCCACAGAUGAAAACUGCUUUGAGGAUAAUGUUUACUGGGAAGUAAGUGAUUUAGACCUCUAGGUUCAGACAGCUGAAGGAUUCUGUCUUUACAGAGUUUGAUUCAGCUGACUUGAUCCACAGCUCUAAAGUGUGGAAUAAUCUUUUGUCUUGCCGAGUAUUUGGAACAUGGGGCAUCUAGCACAGGAUGGGGAAAGCUGUAACUCUCCAGAUGUUGUUGGAUUCAAACUCCCAUCAGUCCCAGCCAGCCUGGCCGAUAACCAGGGAUAAUGGAAUUUGUAGUCCAACAAAAUCUGGAGGCCCACAGGUCCCCAUCUUUGAUGUAAUGAAAGUCAAAUAUUAUCUGGAGCAAUGCUAUAUUAUGCAACAGACAGAUUUAGCACGUGCUCCUGCUAAACCUCUGCCCCUAAACUGGGCCAGCUGGUUAUUAUAAGAACAACUGUCUUGAAAUUGGUGGCUGAAUUUUAAUUCUCCUCUUCCCUCCCUGUUCCUUUUUCUUUGUGUGUUGUGGUAGGGACUGUCUUGCUUUCAUUAUACGUAAGCCACUCUGGGAGCCAUUUGUGCUUAAACAGUGGGAUAAGAACAAAAUAAAUUUGCUCCGAUACAAAAUUCUCCCUUUACCAAAAAUAUGACCAAACUCAGUCCAUAUUGCAGGCUAUCCAGUAAACAAAACUGAAUAAAUAUGUAGAUUGUCAUUCAUAUUCUCUAUUCUUAUCCAUACUAAUAACAACUACACUUGUAGACAGACCAUAUUGGUGUGGACCAGCCUUUUCGCAAGCUUUUGCCCUGCAGAUGUUUUUAGGACUACAACUCCCAUCACCCUCGGUUAUGCUGACUAGGACUGAUGGGAGUUGUAGUCUGAGACAUCUAAGCCUUGUGUGGACUCUAUGGUGAGGAAAGUAAAACAAGCCUUUUUAAGCCACGAGAUGGUGCUGUUCCCUGUCACAUGAGGACUUCAUUGUAUAACAGUUUUGUUUUGUUUUCCCUCUUUGUGCGUCUUCUGGGCCUCUCCUUUCUCCAGAGCCAUAAAAGCUACAGAUAACCGUGAUAAAUAAAUAAGUUGGGACCUAACAGAUGUUUUCGCCUUAUCAGGUACCUGGGGAUGAAGAGAGCAGCCUGUAUUGUAUGAACGACUCAAACGCAAAGCCUGUGACAGACCCUUAAUCCACUGGAGUCCAUGCCAAUGGUAAAAUUGGACCCCUAUUUCGGGACAAAUGAAUCUUGACAAUUUCAGAUUUUUCGAGACUUGAGUUCAGUUCACCUGCAGGAAAUUUUAUGUGUGUGUUUUCAUCCAGGUUUCUCCUAGUAUACAUAACCUGUACAUGAUCUCACCUAGUCCCACCUUGCACACACAAUCUCACCUGAUCUCAUCUAACAGUCUGGGGCCAAUUUACAUGAAAGUUCACCUUACCCAUCUAUACUCACUCAGCCCCUUCAAUCUGCAGAACUGACACCAUUACAAGUGCCACAUAAUGCUUUCCCCUCAUUUGUAGUAAACUGAUAUUUUAGUGUGACAGAACCCACACUUCGGAAGUGCCUUCAAUGUGCUCUCUUUGGUGACUGCUAAAAACCAUUUUUCUUUAGGCAAGUGUGUCUAGGCAUGGAGAACAUUGACAUGUGUUCUAGUUUGACUUUUUAGCUUAUCGUUGGUUUUAAUUGUUUUAAAAAGGUUUUAAUUAGUUCUUUAUAACUGUGUGAAUUUCUCCUAAUGCACACUUUUUUGGAUGCAAUUUUGCCUAAUGGACUCAUUUUUGCAAAUCAGUUUCCCCCGGUGCUUUUUCCUAAAAAAAAUGUUUAGGGGUACUCUCAUUUUCCUAUUCAUAUUGAAAUACUGCCCCUCAAUGAGGCCAAACUUUUGAUUCACAAAAUGCUUAGGGGUAUGCGUACACCUGUGUCCCCCCAGAAAACCCCCCACUGGUUUUCCCUAAUAUAAUGCAUUUCCAUGCAUACUUCACCCUAGUAUAUGCAAAUCAAAUUAAACCCUUGUUCUUCAAGCCAAUGGUCAGCAUUUUUAUGCCUUUCUGUACAAAUUACUUUGAGAUCUGCCUUGAAAAAUUCAGAGAAUUUCAAAGGAUGGCUGUGUUUCUGUUUUUGUAUUGUUUUGGAAAGAGUGAAUGAUAAAUGCAAACGUAGUGGAAUUUCUCCCCUGUCUUUACACAUGAGCCUCUCUUUUUCUUUUCUUAUAGGACAAUGCAGACAACCAGAUCAGUAUAAUCAGCCUCUCUUUUUGGAAUUCCUUGAGUGAUUUUUGUUUUGUUUUGUUUAACCUCCUACACUCUCAAGUACACAAGAAGUUUGUGGUUUUCUGGAAGCUGUAACAUUUGCUACCAUCAUUUGUCCGGAUGCAAAGAUUCUUCAUGGAAUAGAUUGUGCCCUUAUUAUUAUUAUUAUUAUUUCUCUUCCUGCAUCUUGCACCAUUGUGAGGUUAGCCUGGAAGAAAGAGUGUUUACAUCCUCCUGCUGCCUGCAAAGACAAGUGGAAAUCUAUAAUAUCAUGUGGUUAGAAGCGGCAGCAAAGUUCCCCCAAGUUCAGGACUUGGAUACGAGCUGCAGAGCAUGUGAAAGAUCACCUAAAAAAGAAAAAGUGAGCUUUGCAAGCCCCAAAUGUAUUCACCGUCUCAGUUUGAAAUCUCAGCCGGAGAAUUACUGGCCUCCCCUGCAUGUCCACAACAGCUCCCCUGACUAGCCUCAUCCAAAGGUGCCUAGAGCAGAAAUGGUAUGAGCAGAAGAAAGAAGAGGGGAAUAAUAUUGUCCUUUCCUUCUUUCCCUCCAUCCAGGCAUUCUGCAUCGUUAGGCAGCAAAGCUUGAAAAAUGAUGGAAUAUGUAGCUAUCCUAAAAGUGGCUUGUAAUACAUUUUCCCGAACUAUCAGAUGGGCUUGGGAUGUCCCCUCUGAUUUUCCCCUGCCCCCUUUUCUGGGAAAUUCCCAAGCUGGAGCUGAUCUGAGAAGAGCUUGCAAUGCUGUGUUUCGGCCCCUUCAUAUUCCUCAGAUUGGUCUGAGAUUCUCUGCUUCCAUCCCCCGCCCCCUAGGAAACUUCUCAGCCAGAGGCAAUCUGGAAGAGAGCUUUUGAAUGCCCUCUCAUCUCUAAGUGCGCGGUGGACCCACUCGUGGUGGCAGCGUCUGGGGUCAGGAAGACCAAAAUGCUCAAGGCUCCGAAAGCCAGCAUGUGAUUAGCGUGCUGAAAGAUCUGUGAUAACGCAGCUGGAGAAGGGGAGACUUGAAACGCGUGCUGUCGAAAUCCCUCCUGUUGGAAUCAGUGGAUAUUAAAAGCGCUUAAUGCUAGACUGUACCCUCAAA